Molecule: messenger RNA, 3474 nt
Organism: Kickxella alabastrina
Lineage: Eukaryota; Fungi; Kickxellomycota; Kickxellomycetes; Kickxellales; Kickxellaceae
Exons: 2
Coding region: 1-3474 (1157 amino acids)
Biological process (GO): regulation of ARF protein signal transduction
Molecular function (GO): guanyl-nucleotide exchange factor activity
Source: RefSeq, a predicted model, not a curated record
AUGGCUGCGCACAUCAAUCUGAUGGAAAGGCCCACCGUCAACAGCGACAUCCCCGAUGCGGCUGCGGCGGAGGUCGACGACCAGUAUCAGCCACUAAUCAUAAAGAAGAAUCAGCACUUGCAGCAGCAGCAGCAGCAAGCAACUCCCUCGUCGUCGGUGACCUCAGCAGCACUGGAGGACGGCAGCGUGAACCAGGACAGCUCGUGCCAGUUUUACAGCCAGACCAACCACAAGGCAAACGAGCGGCCCAUCGAGCCACCCAAGCCUGAGGUCCUGCAGGGCUUUGUGAUUCCCUUCUUGGUGGACCACGCCGAGUGGCUGGGCAAACGCGAGGUAUUCAACGGGUUGGCGUUGCAGUAUUACAUUACCAACUAUGACUUUUCCGGGAUGCGCAUCGACGAGUGCUUGCGGAAACUGUGUUCACAUAUAUUCUUGCGCGGCGAGUCGCAGGUCAUCGACCGUCUGCUGGUGGCGCUAUCGCAGCGCUACGCCGAGUGCAAUCCGGACACGCGGCUGCGGACGGCAGAUGUGGCCCACGCCGUCACAUACUCCACGCUGCUGCUUAACACCGACCUGCAUAUUGCUGAUAUUCGGUCGAGCGACCGGAUGACAAAGAGCCGGUUUGUGCGUAAUACAGUGGAUACAAUUGCGCAGUUCCAGCAGAGCAGCGUGGUGGCGCCCGCUGUCCAGCGGCCUGUUGUUGCCGAUGAUAUUUCGGAGGACGUAGAUGGCGGUUUGUCGCUUCCACCGCAGUUGCCAGAGCUGGACUUGGCGAAGCAGUCGGCAGAAUCGGCGCAGGCGACAGGUGCGGACACGCCAAUGUCGACGUCGUCGCGGCUGCUUCCUGGUGCUGAUUCGUUUGAUAUUGGCGAUUCGCUGUCGGGACCAGCGGGCGGGUCUGAGCAGCAGUCGACUUUGCGUAGCUUGGUUGGGUCGAUGGCCUCGCUGAGCAUGUCUGGGAGCAACAAUGGCGGUGCUAGCGGUGCUGGUGGCGCGUCUGGGAAUGGCACUACUGGCUCGCGCACAUCUCGCGAUGUGGUUCGUCUGAUGGGUGGCCGCGGGAAGCGCUUUUCGUUCUUUGAUACCAGCUCUGCAGGUGGCAAUCCAUUGGCCGGACCUGCUGCUGCCGCCGCUGCGUCCGCCGCUGCAUCCUCGAACAACUCUUCAGGCACUUUGUCUGGUUCGCAGACGCCCAAUAUUGGCGUGGGAUCUUCGAGCACACAGCUCGGUGCCGGGCAGUCUUCCUCGCGUGCCUUUGACAGGCUGCGGCGCAAGGUAUCGACCAAUGGCACGCAUGUGCGCACUCGCUCGGGUACUUUGUCGAUGGACGAGUCGCCACAGCCGCUGAAUGGCCGGACAUCGUUGUCGGGCAGCCAGCACUCGCACCAGCAGCGCGAGGGCGAGACGCUGGGCAGCAUGGUUGGGCGCGCACUCAGUGCUGCGGCUGGAGUCACUGGUAGCAACAACAGUGGUGCCGGUGGCAGCGACUCGGCUCGUGCGCGGGAUGCUGCUGCGGCUGCGAAUAGUAAUAUGCCCAACUUGACCGAGCUGUCGUCGGUGCUAAAGGACGUGUACUCGGGUAUCAAGAGCAAGCCGCUCGGUCAGCCACCAUUUGCGCGCCAGGCCAGCAUCCUGUACGAGCAGCACCAGCAGCAACAGCAACAGAUGCAGAUGCAGAACAACGCACACUACAGCAUGGGCCAUGUUCUGUCGCGCAACAGCCACGACCACAUGCUUAAUGGUAAUAUGCGCAGCAGCCAGGCGUUUGGGCAUGGCGCCGGCAAGCAGUCGAUGGAUGUGGAUGCUAAUGGGCGGCCUAGCUCGGUGCGUAGCAUGCCCAUGCACUCGGUGCAGCGGACGCGGUCGAUCACGUCGAUUAACAAGGCGGCGGCUGGCGGCCAGGGCGCCGGUGCGAUGCGGCGAACGCCUCACCACCACGCAGAUAUGCGUGGGGUUGGGUUUGUGCCUGACGCCAUGAAGCGCAGUGGAUCGUCGAUGAUCAACUUUGGCACAAAUGGCAGCAACGCUGGGGGCAACACAGUGCGGUCGUCGCCGUCGGCCGGGUCGAUGGGCACAGGGUACACUGCUUCGACGUCGUUUACGACCUACCUGCGGUCGCCGAUUGAGAACCAGCAUAUUCGGUCGGGUGUCCUCGUGCGUAAGCACUUGUUUGAGCGGAGCGGCAAGAAGGCGUCGCAUCGCGCCUGGCGCACGUGCUACGUGUCUGUAGACCGCGGGACCGUUGCCAUGUACAAGAUGGACGGGCGCCACGGGGCGCACCCUGACGGGCGCGAGCUGACGGACACAUCCCUGCAGCUGGGGUCUGUGUCGCUGCGUCACACCAUGACGCACAUGCUGCCGUCACCCGGAUACUCGCGGUCACGGCCGCAUGUGUUUGCGCUGCAGUUGCCGAGCGGCGGCGUCUAUCUCUUCCAGACAGCGUCCGAGGUUGAGCUGCGCGACUGGGUUGUGGCGUGCAAUUACUGGGCGGCGCGCGAGUCCAAGGCGCCAUACAUGAUCGGCGGCGUCUACAACAUGGAGUAUGGAUGGGACAAUACCGGAGACUUCACACUGCGGUUUGAUGAGCGCGAGGCGCGCGAGGAUCGCGGCGAGACGCUGUCUGCUACGGAGCAGGCGGCCGAGCAGCGACGCAUCAUGGAGGAGCGCGAGGCUAGCAAGGGGGCGUCGAUUCUGGAGUGGACGCCGCCGAACAACCCGAUGCAGCGGUCGGACCAGGAGGAGGCUGGGCAGCUCAAGGCGCUUUUGCACCACAUAUCGUAUUUGGAGGACGAGCUUGUGUCGCACAAAAAGAUCCAGGGCAGCAUUGAGGAGCGGUUUGCGCCAAAGACGCAGAUUUUCCACCGGGCGUUCAGCAAUUGGGAGCGCAAGGCGCAGUAUAUUCUGCAGGAGCUGAUCAAGUAUCAGUCGUAUGCCGAUGUGUUGCAGAAGGCGCUUAAGCAGAUGCAGGAUGAACUGACACUGUCGAUUCCGGAGGAGGGCGCUGCUCCAGGCGCUGAUGGCUUGGCUGGGUUCGGCGCGAUUUUCCACGGGCAUGGCAGCAGUAGUGCUGUUGGUGGCGGCGGCAGCGACGACCCGAGCGGCGAUAUGGUUGUCGCUCAGCCGCAGCAGCAGGCGGCAGGGAGGCUGUCUUCGGCCACAAGCGUGACCCCAUUGUCAGGAUCGCGCACGUCAUUGCCGCAAACCAAUAAUCGGCGGACCAACGAUGCGAACGGAAACCCUGCUGGGUCAAAGUCUUUGCCUAUCAAGGAGCUUUUGGCGUCGGCGUCGGACAAGGCACGGAAUAGGGCGAGCAUUAUUGUUCCGAACUCGGCAUCGUCGGCGACAACCACUGGUAGCUCCUCACUCGGGAUGGAUAAGCGGCGUGGGUCGCAGCCGCAUGUUGCUGCCCAUCGCCAGUCUUCGGGAUCAACUGUGUCGUCGCCGUUACCGGAUAACUAUGCGGCGGCUGUUUAA